Tripterygium wilfordii is the source of this 1542-nucleotide messenger RNA. RefSeq names its product dof zinc finger protein DOF5.1-like. The transcript is spliced from 3 exons. NCBI's taxonomy places the organism in Eukaryota, Viridiplantae, Streptophyta, Magnoliopsida, Celastrales, Celastraceae. Gene Ontology annotation, molecular function: DNA binding; DNA-binding transcription factor activity. Gene Ontology annotation, biological process: regulation of DNA-templated transcription. Bases 211 to 1293 code for a protein of 360 amino acids. The record is from RefSeq and is a predicted model, not a curated record.
UCCUCAUCAUCAUCAUCCAGAGCGCCUCCAUCCAUCCAGCUUUCCUUUCUUUCUUUCUUUCAUUCUCUCUUUCUCCUCUUGUCUUUCUCUUCUGUGAAGAUCAUUCUCUUGUGCUGGGUUGAUCUGAUUCUCCACUACUUAAUUCUUAAUUCUCACACAUCAACCUUUACUAAAAAAAAUAAAAUAAUAAGGAUCAAGAGAGAGAGAGCCAUGGUUUUUUCUUCCAUUCCAGCUUAUCUUGAUCCAUCCAACUGGCAACAACAACUCCACAAUUUCCAAACCACAAGCGGUGCAAGUAGUCAUCAGCUUCAGCCACCACCACCUCCUCCUCCACACCCACAUGGUAGUGGCGGCGCUGGCUUGAUCCGGCCUGGUUCCAUGGCGGAUCGAGCUAGGCAGGCCAACAUACCCAUGCCCGAGGCAGCACUAAAGUGUCCAAGAUGUGAAUCUACCAACACUAAAUUCUGCUACUUCAACAACUACAGCCUGUCUCAGCCUCGCCACUUCUGCAAGACCUGCCGAAGGUACUGGACACGUGGAGGUUCCAUGAGAAAUGUUCCGGUGGGAGGCGGUUGCCGGAGGAACAAGAGAAGCAGCAAAGGGAGUGGAAGCUCCAAAUCUCCAGCCAGCAGUGGUGACCGUCAAGGGGCUCCGAGUUCGUCAACCACACUCUCAUCUAGCAGUAUUGGAACGACUGAUGUAUUAGGCCUUGGACCACAGGCUCCACCGCUGCGUUUCAUGGCUCCUUUUUCUCAUCUCACUGAUCAAUUCACAGCUCCUGGUGGGGAUAGUAUUGGGUUCAACUAUAACACACUUUCGGCACCAUCACUUGAAGGAGCAAAUGAUCACUUGAAUUUUCAUUUAGGAAAUGUUUUAGCCACUGCUGCAUGUGGAGUUAGUGGUGGUGGAGGUUCUGUUUUGUCGUCAAUUGGAGGGUUGGAGCAGUGGCGGACGUUGCAGCAAGGGCAACAAUUUCCAUUCAUGAGUGGGUUGGAUUCGGGUUCCGGUGGGUUAUACCCAUUUGAAGGUACUUCCGGUGGUGGCAGCUAUGGAGGUAGUGGAGUAUUGGGUCAUCAUAUGCGGCCAAGGAUUUCAAAUUCUGAACUAGUUACUCAAUUGGGUCAAGUGAAAGUGGAGGAAAGUCAUCAGCACCAGAAUUUGUCAAGGCAAUUCUUGGGAUUAAUGGGGAGCACUACUGAUCAUCAGUACUGGAAUGCUAAUAAUACUACUACUAGUUCAUGGACGGAUCCUUCCAGUUUUAGCUCUUCUUCCACCAGCAAUAACGCCAUAUAGUGUGUCCCAUAUCAUCAAAUUAAUUGUUUACGAUGGAAAUGAUGGGAAAAUAUGAGGAUUAGAUGAUGUCAGAGAGGGGGAAAAAAACCGUAGAAUGGAAGGCUUUCGUUUGUUUAAUGUUUUUUUUUCCCGUUGACUUGUUUUGGAUUGUUGAUCUUGUUUCAUCAAUUUAGGUUUAGGAUUUGCGAUGGAUGUAUGAAUGAGCGUUUUUAACAUGUUAAUGUAGUUUUUGUAUUACAUAUAUAUGAU